UUCAGCAUAUCUCUCUCUCUCUCUCUCUCUCUCUCUCUCUCUCUCACACACACACACAACAAUAAAGUAAGAGCUUAAAAACGGAGUGAAAAACAUAUUGGAGUUUUGUAUUCCAGCUGAUCUCAGCAUUAUUCUGCUCACUGCGGGACUCUGAAAGUGUCCAUGAGAAUGACGCUCCUCACCUUGAUCCUUUUGACCUCUGUUUUUUCUUUCUGCUCAUCUGUCGAUGUCAACCCGAAUCCAUGCAUGCGAGCAAAGAAUAACAACGCCCAUGCCACCUUCCUCAAGCGGCAUCUGCCUGAUGGUGUUCCAAAGACAUGGGACCAGAAUGUGUGGAACGCAAUGCUCAAGCAGAUUAAGACGUGCGGCAGACCUACUCAGUCAUUUUUCUAUGAGGAUGACAGGGAGAGUGUGAACGCAGUGUGCACCAAGGCUGGUGGAAAACAGCACUCUGACAACCUGUGCAUCAGCAAGAAGAAAUUCUCCUUUGUGACUGUGCGUGUAAAUGUACAAGAGGGAUUGUGUGGCAUUAGGAGCAUUCGCAACGAGACCAAACACAUCAUCCUUGGCUGCGACAAGGUUCAAGACACAUGUCGCCCUGUUCAUUUUGAGGGAAACCCAGAAAAUCUGACGCCCAGUAAUAAUAAGCCUGACUGUGGAGAAAGCUCAGGGUCAAACUCAGGAUUUAAAGUAGCAAUGUCCAAAAGCCUUCUGGUCUUCACUUUAGUAGCUUUGACUUACAUUUUGUGAUAUGGUAUAUUAAAAAAGACAAAUUAACAUGAUUUAUAAUUACAUAAAUAGGUCUUGAUCAUCUCAGUGUUGAUUGAAAAAUCUUAUAGCAUUGAAUGAACUGUAUCAGUGUUGGAUUAAGAAAUAUAAUGUUGCAUUGGAAUAUGCUCACUUAAACUGACAAGUUUUGUUUGGGUCCAUCUAUGUACCAAUUUCUCGCUAAGAAUUUUGCUAUGCAGCUUUAUUUUAUUUAUGUGUACAAAUAUUCAAGCAGAGCUGUGUGAUAAAAUAAAGAGUAAAACAUUUUGAAUAGCAAGCAGUUUUCCCAAAGUAAACACAUACAAUUACAAAAGUUGGAAAUUGUUACUGGCAUGUUAAGGGUUAAACAAUAACAAGUAUAACUACAUACUAAUGCAAAAACAACAAAUGCAUUUGCCACCUGUCUGGUGGCAGGUCUGUAGUUAUACAGUAUGUAGCUGAGAUGGUGUGUUAUGGCUCUAGAACCGAAACACUUCACUAGAGCUGCACCUUGUUCUUAGUAUCAAACAAAGUCAAGCCUGAAACAUUUAUUAAAAUUUAAACCCAGUACUAUUGAAUAUACUGACUUGUAGUCAGAGAGAUGCCGAUGAUCAAUUUUUCUCUUCACCUAAAAAAAUAAUUCAUGUUUAUUUCUUCUAUAAACACAUUAUUAUUGGUAUUGCCUUAGACCGCAUCUAGGAUUUUAUAUAACAUUACAUAAUGGCUUACUGAAAUGGUUUAGACUAUUCUCAGAAAAUAAAUAAAAUAAUUAAGGACACACAUAUUUAGUACAUAGUACACAGUACUCUGCAAAAGCUUUAGGCAGGUGUGAAGAAAUGCUGUAAAGAUUUUUUAUCAAUAUGCAAAAUGAGCAAACAGAACAAAUAAAGGGUUGGUGUGAUUA
Messenger RNA from Tachysurus vachellii, 1651 nucleotides. RefSeq lists its product as uncharacterized. The record is from RefSeq and is a predicted model, not a curated record. The transcript has 2 exons. The coding region runs from base 163 to 750 and encodes 195 amino acids. Lineage: Eukaryota; Metazoa; Chordata; Actinopteri; Siluriformes; Bagridae.